GAACUUAGGCUUAAUCCACGUUUUCACUCAUGUUAGGAGUAACUAAAGUAUGUAAUUUUUGUUCCUUAUUUGGAUAUAAAGUGGAAACUUAUGAUAAAUUAUUUGUGUAUUGAGUUUAUAAUACAUAUAAGCAUUAUAGUGUCACAUUAUGUAAUCGGUCUUUUUAGUUCGGCCCCUGUGAAGAAUGGCUUGCAGACUGAUUGUUCAGCUCUUUUGAAUUCAGGGAUGGCAUCAAACAAUCGAAAGCUGAAGGGAAAAAGAUACCUAAGAACGAAUGAUGGACCAAAUGAUAAUGAUCAACAAAAAAUGCAGAAUGUGUUGGAUGGUCACACUACUGCUACCUUUUUUGAUAACAAUAUCAAUCGUCGAAUCAAAUCAAGAAGAUGGAUAGAAGUGUCUGAAGCGGUGGUUGAGGAUAGCCGGGUAAAGCAACACAACGAUGAUGGUAUCAAUGUAAUACAACAUCGAGAUAAGCGAGUUAGAAAUAAUCGAGAGACGUCAAAUGUGACAAUGAAGCGAACUACUGUUACUGAGGCUAAUUCGAAUGGUAAUGGUCAGGGUGGAACUGGCGAACAUUUACAUUCCUUCGGUCAAGCAAGCUAUCAAAGCACUAGACAAGAUGUGGGAUUGAUUGACAUUGAGAAAGAAAGAAAGAAAGAGAGGUGAGGAACAAUGUCCUCCCGAUUUGGACAGUGCCAGGAAUGAACUGGACAUAGCCAGAAAAUACUACAAAUGGAGCAAAAGAAACACCACAAAGGUGAGAGAAGAGCAGCAGAUUCUUGAGGAUGCUGAAAAGGAUGAAGGAGAAAGGACCUCCCCCCAACUCUUAGGCCUUCAAUCUAGAUCUUCAGGGAGGCCCUAUCCAAAUCAAGCUUCGUAACCAACUGAGCUUGGCCGGAGAAAUCGAAAUCAAAGAGAGUAAAGAUUGAUCUGUUUGAAAUUUGUAUUUAACUGAAAUUGAUCUAUUUGAAAUUUGUAUCUAGCUCAUCCAAUCCAACUACCAAUUGUUUUUUAACAUGUAUCUAUUCUUUUCCAACAUUAUGGUUAUGAUCCAUAUCCCGCAGCAAAGCGCGGGCAAACCUUGCUAGUA
Messenger RNA from Rosa rugosa (rugosa rose), 1090 nucleotides. RefSeq lists its product as uncharacterized. The transcript is spliced from 5 exons. NCBI's taxonomy places the organism in Eukaryota, Viridiplantae, Streptophyta, Magnoliopsida, Rosales, Rosaceae. Bases 91 to 666 code for a protein of 191 amino acids. The record is from RefSeq and is a predicted model, not a curated record.